CUCCACCACAGGCUCCAACGAGUCUUCUGCUCCACAAUCUCACUCUAUCUCUCUCUACAUUUGUACUCCAUGGAAGCUAGUGAAUCUCAUCUCUCUUCUUCUUCGUCUUCUCCUUCAUGGCGUCGAUCAAGAUUCCGCGAUUUCUGCCUCCUCGUCUCCGGCCAGAUCAUUCUUCCUCCGAUCUCCGGAGGAGGCGGUGCUUGUGUCGUUCGUCUCCGGAGACCAACGAGGGUUCCACGGCAGUUGUAUGGUUCAAGCAUGAUCUCCGAGUCGACGAUCACCCUGGCCUCCUCGCCGCGUCUAAGUGCCAAGCCAUUGUUCCUCUCUAUGUCUUCGAUCGUCGCAUUCUCUCCCAUCGUUGCUCGUCUAUAGGAUACACGAAUGAGUCGCUUGAACUUGCUGUUAUUGCCUUGGAAGAGUUAAGGAGAUCUUUGAAAGAGCAAGGAUCAAAUCUUAUGAUCAGAUACGGGAAGGCUGAAAAUGUAAUUGAAGAGCUUGUCAAAGAGGUUCAAGCUACAGUCGUAUUUACAGAAGAAGAGGCUGAAUAUCAUCUGCAUAAGACUUUGGACAUUGUCAAGAAGAGAUUGGAGGGAACUCAUUUUCCGGGAGAGAACCCAAGGAUUGUGGUGUGGCAGACUCCUUUUUAUGAGACUCAAAAUUUGAUGGAGCUGCCUCAAUCAUGGGAAGAACUUAAGAAAAUAAAGCUGCCCCUCAGUUUGCCUGUUCCUGCAACGAUCCUACCAUCUUCAGGAAGUGAAUUGCAAUGGGGUCCUGCACCAAUACUCCGUGAUCUGAAGGACUAUAUGAAAGCAAAUCCAUGCAAAAAAGAAAAUAGAUUGAUGGAGAUGAUGCAAGCAUCUGCUGACAGAGAAUUACAGGAGAGGUUUGGUGAAUUAGAGGAAAGCAGCAUGGGCCCAAGUGUUGACAGAACUUUGGCGAAGAGGGCUUACAAAUCUGCUUUCUUCACACGAAAAAAAGAUACUGUUGGAAGUGGGACUAAUGAUGUUCUAAAUGCAUUAGCAGCAUACUUGAGGUAUUUGGAGGGAACAGCUCGAGACGAUUGGCAAGAGGUUCAUGCAAGGCUGCGAGAUUAUGAGACUAGGCCUGGAGCUUCAUUCUUUAAGCUCUUCGGACCCGUCCUUUGUUUUGGAAUUAUAUCCAGGAGAAGAGUUCACUAUGAAGCAAUUCAAUAUGAGAAGGAAUGGAAUGGUGGAUUUCUUUCUCCGUUUGGAUAUUCAGCCACCACGGUAUUUGCUGCCACAGAUACUGUGCGCUCGAUGGAGUGGUAUUCAUUAAUGGCUCUGAAAAGUCAGACGAACGGAGAAACAAGGCACUCUAUAAGGAUUUGGAGAUGGAAGGGGUAUCUUAUUCAGUACACAGUUCUCGGGGACGAAGGUCCUGCUGUUCUUCUUGUGCAUGGUUUUGGUGCUUUUCUGGAGCAUUACCGUGACAACAUAGACAGCAUUGCCAACAGCGGGAACCGGGUGUGGGCCAUCACACUCUUGGGUUUUGGAAAAUCAGAGAAGCCGAAUAUCAUAUACACCGAGCAUUUGUGGGCUGAACUGCUGAGAGAUUUUCUGAUUGAAGUUGUUGGUGAACCGGCACAUUGUGUGGGAAACUCCAUAGGUGGGUAUUUUGUUGCACUAACGGCCUUUCUUUGGCCUACCUUGGUCAAGUCCGUUGUCCUUAUUAACAGUGCUGGUGAAGUGAUCCCGGGAUACUCUCCUCUGCCACCUUCAAGAUUUCAGGAAAGGCGGCUUCCGGGAGGUGCAUGGCUUGGAGCUCGGCUUCUUCUCUUCUACCUAAAAUCAAAUGCCAGAAAGCUACUAAGGAAUUGCUAUCCAGUUAAACCCGAGCGAGCCGAUGAUUUUCUUGCCAGUGAAAUGCUGAGAGCAUCACAAGAUCCUGGUGUGCUUCUGGUCCUGGAAAGCAUAUUCGGUCUUGAUCUUUCGAUUCCAUUGAAUUAUCUCCUGAAAGGGUUCGAGGAAACGGCUCUCGUGAUACAGGGAAUGAAAGAUCCCAUCUCUGAUUCCAAGAAGAAAAUGGCUUUACUGAAGGAGCAUUGUCCAGGGAUUCUGAUUAAGAAGCUUAAUGCAGGCCACUGUCCUCAUGAUGAGAUCCCGGAGGAAGUAAAUCCGAUCAUUUGCGAGUGGGUACUGAAAGUUGACCACAAACAAAGCAUUGAGAGUCUGUCUCAUCCCUAAUUAAUUUAACCGCAAGUACGAUUUACAUUCAUUUAUACGUCUAUUGUAACGAUUACAUUCAUUUAUACGUAUACUAUACAGAUUGAAAAAUGGAAUAUAGAUAUAUAAAAAUCA
This is a messenger RNA of Tarenaya hassleriana, 2318 nucleotides long. RefSeq lists its product as uncharacterized. The record is from RefSeq and is a predicted model, not a curated record. Lineage: Eukaryota; Viridiplantae; Streptophyta; Magnoliopsida; Brassicales; Cleomaceae. The coding region runs from base 117 to 2204 and encodes 695 amino acids. The transcript is spliced from 14 exons.